Dreissena polymorpha is the source of this 2093-nucleotide messenger RNA. Its product is annotated as annexin A11-like. The transcript is spliced from 9 exons. Gene Ontology annotation, molecular function: calcium-dependent phospholipid binding; calcium ion binding. The record is from RefSeq and is a predicted model, not a curated record. Bases 122 to 1108 code for a protein of 328 amino acids. Gene Ontology annotation, cellular component: cytoplasm. Lineage: Eukaryota; Metazoa; Mollusca; Bivalvia; Myida; Dreissenidae.
AGGGCACGGACUAUCUUUCAAUCAAUAGUAUAUAAUAAGGCAGCGGUUGAGCGAAAGCAUAAAAUCAUCCGAUCUUAAGAGCACUGACUUCAAAAUUUAAAUUAUACAGUUAAAGGUAGUUAUGUGUGACUCUUACAAGGAACAUAAAAUGGCUACUCACACACAGGGAACGGUGGUGCCCAGCAAACCAUUCUCAGCAGAGAAGCUUGCUCAGCAACUACACGAGGCUAUGGACGGCCUAGGGACGGAGGAGAAGCCGAUCAUUGACGUCAUGGCGUCCCACGACAAUAAACAGCGUCAGGAGAUCGCGCUCUCGUACAAAACUCAGUUUGGCAAGGACCUGCGAGCGGAGUUGAAGUGCGAAACAAGCGGCAAUUUCGAGAACCUGCUUGUGGCCCUUCUGGAGACCCCUAUCAACUACGACGCCAAGUCUAUCAAUGACGCCAUUAAGUUCGUGGGCACUGACGAGGGAGCGCUGAUAGAGAUCCUGAGUUCAAGGUCGAAGGUGCAGAUAAAGUCCAUCAAGGCGGCUUACAAAACACUGUUUAAUAGCGACAUUGAAAAAGACAUUUCAAGCGACACAAGCGGACAUUUGAGGCGCUUCUUGGUCUCUCAGCUUGCUGCCGGUCGUAGUGAUGACGUUACUGUUGACGCUGGUCUAGCCGCAAAGGAGGCCGACGAGCUAUUUGCCGCGGGCGAAUAUCAAGUGGGCACGGACGAAUCUGUAUUUAACCGCAUCCUGACGGUGCGGAGUUACCCGCAACUGUUGGCCACGUUCAACGCAUACAAAGUGAAACACGGCAAGGAGAUCGAAACCGCUAUCAAGUCCGAGACGAGCGGCUAUCUAGAAGAUGGCUAUCUUGCCGUUGUGAAAUUGGCACGAAGCGUUCCUGCCUACUUUGCUGAACGCCUUUACAACAGCAUGAACAGGCCAGGGACCAAAGACAGCACAUUAAUCAGAGUAAUCGUAACCAGAAGCGAGAUCGACAUGGUGCAGAUUAAGUCGGAGUUCGAGCGAAAGUAUGGAAAAUCUCUGGCAAGCUUCAUCAAGGGAGACACGAGCGGAGACUAUGAGAAGUUGCUGCUGGCUCUGAUUAAGGAGAAAUAGAAUAGUGGAUAGUUGAGAGCGAGUUUAUAUGAACUCAAUACUAUUGUUCUAAACAGAUAAUACGUUGAUAAAUGUAAAACUUGGGUAGAAUUUCAAAAGAAGCAGUAGCAAAAAAUAAACAAAAGUAACGUUUUAUUUAAUUGCAAAUAGUUAUGCAAGUUGCACAACAUUCCUCUUUCAUAUUAAAACGUUGGUUAAAGAUUAUCAGAAUGAACUUUUUGGCAUUGAAAUCAUAUAUACUCGCUUUAAUAAGUUGAUGCUGGGUCUUAUUAAGGAGACAUUUACUAAAAUAUGAACGUAUCGUGCACUCUUUUACCCUGACUUUGUAUUGAUUUAGCUUAAAGUGUUAUAUUCUUUAUAAUAUAGUGCAAUCAACAAUGUAUUUGCAGUAGAGUAAAUCAUUUUUCUUUUCUUCUUUUACAUGGAGAAUCUUUCGUUAAUAUUAAUUUUUGUUUAUAUUUAAACCAAUUACAGUGUUAUUAUCUGUGUAAAUGUAAAUUUUGUAAAAAGAAAGUGUACAACAAAUAUUUGAUAAAACAAUCGGCAUUGAAUUGAAAUUGUGAUUGCAAAAGUAAAAUUUCGGUGGUCGCACGUGAUCUGCCUUGUUUGAGCGGUGUUGAACAUCUGAUUUGUGUCGUGCUCUGAGAAAACUGGACAAAAUGCUUGUGCGUAAAUUGUCAUCCCAGAGUAGCCUGUGCAGUCCGCAGAGGCUAAUCAGGGACGACAAUUUCCGCUUUUAUGGAAUUUUUCGUUAAAUGAUGUCUCUUCUUAGCGAAAAUCCAGUUUAGGCGGAAAGUGUCGUCCCGUAUUAGCCUGUGCGGACUGCACAGGCUAAUCUGGGAUGACACUUUACGCACAUGCAUUUUGUCCAGUUUUCUCAGAACAUGACACAUUUGCCGGUUCAUUUUGUAUGUUGUCAAAGUUUCAUGCUGCUUUUAUUCUGUAACUGCUAGCGCAUUUAAAAAUAAACGUUCUUUCUAAAUAA